This is a messenger RNA of Drosophila persimilis, 998 nucleotides long. RefSeq lists its product as uncharacterized. The coding region runs from base 24 to 998 and encodes 324 amino acids. The transcript has 3 exons. The record is from RefSeq and is a predicted model, not a curated record. Lineage: Eukaryota; Metazoa; Arthropoda; Insecta; Diptera; Drosophilidae.
ACAGCACAAAAAAUACAUGAACGAUGAAAGUAAAUUAUCUAGUGUAUGUUGCCAUUGGGUGCUUGAUCAUGAUGCCUUUUAUGGGGGAUACCAUGCCAAUGAUAGCCAAUGAAGGUGUCACGAAACUGAGCGAAGAAACUGAUGCCUCCUCCGCCAGACAGCCUCAUAGCGAGCAGCUGCUAAUGAAGGGUAUCACUGAAGCUGAAUAUCUGGAUCGGCAGGACAUGCAGAUGGCGGCAGAUAACUCUGAUCUGGGCCUUCGCAUGUUUCCCAUAGUAUAUCGAAGCGAGCCGCCUCCUCGUGAAGCACCUCGCAGCACUGGACCACCCCAGUUGGAAAAUAAGUGGACUAGACGGUCUAGUGUCGAUCCCCUCCUCAACUUCUGGGCCAAGGCCGAGGAUAAAGUAACUAAAGGAACUACUAAGUUACUACCAAGAAAAUAUGACGAAGUGGAGGCUGAAGCUGGCAAAGAAAGUGAUGGUGCUGGUGCUAGUGCUGGUUCUGGUACCGGUGCUGGUGCUGUCGAUCAGAGAGCUGGUACAGAGAUGACCAUAUCCGUGCCGCGAUACGUGACUGAUCAUAUGGGUAAUUGGGUAUUCAAUCCGUGGGGCGUCACCUUCGGCGAUGUUUGGGAAGAUACUCGUUUCCAGUUUGAAGGCAGAAAUUGGUUGCCAUGGGUCCAGAUAGAUUUACCCGAACGUGGCGAGUAUCGGAUGGAAAAGCUUCAUGGAUCAGUGUGCCAGGGCAAGUCGACCGUUUACAACCGUCCCAGAAUAUACAAAUGGUUUCCACGGUAUAUUGAUACGAAAAAACGCAAUCACCGGAACAUCCUACUUAAUCUGAGAUCGGAGAUCUACAAAGAUGGCAGAUCCGAGAACUGCCACACCGCGGACUUAGACGAUUGGUACGCGUACAUGCACUGCUCUCUAUUGCGAAAUAUGCGGAUGGACUAUUUGGUACCCAAUUAUCCUCUCCACCGUUGGUAUAACACCGAGUAA